AUGGCGUAUGUCAAUGCCUAUAAACCCCCUCCUCCCGCGAAGCCAGCUUACGGCCUUCACGGUCCCGUCCCCUAUGACAUCAACGUCGCCUUUCCGCUCGACUUCACUCAGCUGGAGACCCCGCGUCUGAAGUUAACACCAUUCAUCCCGUCCAUUCACGCUGUAAAAUAUCAUGCAGCCAUAUCAGACCCUGCACACUUCUACCGUUACUAUCCCUUUCCCGACAUGGAAGAACCUGAGUCAUAUCUGCGGUUUGUGGACGCCUUCGUGCGCCAGAACCCGUACUCCAUCCUCUUCGCGAUCAUCGACAGGACCACCCCAGACCAGGAAUAUCCAGAAUGGGGAGGAAAGCUCGCAGGAACAAUUGCACUCUUCGGUUAUUCACCGAGGAACUUGUCAAUGGAGCUUGGAAUGUUGUGUAUUCUGCCCGCAUCUCAGCGGACACAUGUCGCAACGCAUGCAGUAGGAAUACUCCUCAAGUACUGCUUUACCAUGCCCUGCGCAUUCCAGUCUGAAACUGGAUUAGGGUUAAGAAGAGUAUAUUGGUAUGCGCAUUCGGACAAUGAACCAUCCCUGAGACUUGCUGCUCGCAUGGGGCUCAGACGCGAAGGGACUUUGAGAUGGGCAUUGGUAUUGCCUGUCGGGAAGGCACUCGGAAAGACACCUAGGAAAAAUGAUCUGCUGGAAGGACCUGGGAGAGACACUGCAAUUAUGGCUAUUUCGUGGGAAGACUGGGAGGGUGGAGCAAGAGAAAUUGUGACAACACAAAUGGCCCGGGUGAAAUAA
Suillus paluster is the source of this 786-nucleotide messenger RNA. Its product is annotated as acyl-CoA N-acyltransferase. Bases 1 to 786 code for a protein of 261 amino acids. The transcript has a single exon. Lineage: Eukaryota; Fungi; Basidiomycota; Agaricomycetes; Boletales; Suillaceae. The record is from RefSeq and is a predicted model, not a curated record. Gene Ontology annotation, molecular function: protein-N-terminal-alanine acetyltransferase activity; protein N-terminal-serine acetyltransferase activity.